Moneuplotes crassus is the source of this 3807-nucleotide messenger RNA. NCBI's taxonomy places the organism in Eukaryota, Ciliophora, Spirotrichea, Euplotida, Euplotidae. The record is from the annotation of a GenBank genome assembly.
AUGCAUCAGCUUCCCUUAAAUAUAACUUUGUCGGAUUCAACUUUCAACAACAUUACUUCGGGACUGAUCAGUAUUGAAGGAAGCAAGCAAACUGAAGAUCUCAGUACCUUAUUUAUAAUGAGCAACUGUUCAUUUACAAAUAUCAAAUCCUCAGUAAAUACCUUUAUGGAAGUUCAACAAAAGACUGAAGUUGUGAUAGAAAGAAGCUCUUUCACAAACUUGACUUUGACAACAUUCAUCUCUGGAGUUAUGAACAUUUUUGAUGGAGCCAAAGUAACAGUUUUACACUCGAUCUUAACCAAAAACUCUGCUACAGUUGCGUCAAUAGCUAAAAUAGAAGCAAACGCAUUGAUGACAAUUGAUAACUGAAGCAUUUCUGAAAACUUUGCUAUCACAAACGGAGUGUUUGAAAUUUCAUCAUUUGGUAUGGCUGUUAUAAAGAACAGUCAAAUAUUUAAAAACUAUGCUAUCCAAUACCCAGUUGGAACUGUAUUUCUUAGCACAGAAUCAUCUAACAUUACGAAUACUGAAAUAUAUAGUAAUAAACUCAUAAGUAAAUCAAGUGUUACAACUGAAACUUCUGAAGAUUGUGUAAAUUUAUGAUUUUUGCAUCAAGAAAUGAAGGCCUACCUCAAUAGCACAAACUUGACAGCAACAUCGGAGCAAGGAUAUCUCUUCCAAGUAUUACAAGGAAACUUGAACAUUCUUAACUCAACUCAUAUUCAUGAUGAGAAUUUGGUUCUGAAAUCUUUCUUAUCAACAGUCACAGUUGAGAACUCUCAAUUUUCUAAUGUUGAGUAUUCAAUAUCUCCACUUAACAUUCUUGAUUCCAUAUUCACUAUGGAGCACACACAGAUUAGUGGAGCACAAGCGAGCUCAGUAGAAGAAAGCUUUAUUAUUGCAAACUCUGCAAAGAUGAGUGUGAAUAAUGUUACUUACAGUGAUUCCAAUUCACAAAUAAUGAUUUCUUUAAGUUCUCAUCUUGAAAUGAAUCAAAUCAAGAUCCAAAAUGUUUCUGAGUGUCCUUACUUGCUCUCUGUGGUGCUUUGCGAUUGGUUUUAUCUAGCCAACAUCGAAGUCCAAUACUCAACUCCAUCAGAAGCAGUAAUGGUCUAUGUUCAUGACACGGCCAAUAUCACAUUGGAGAGCAUCAAUGUAUCAAACACGACUUCAACCUUUGCAUUUUUCAAAAAUUCUGAAAUCACUAAAAUUACAGGCUUGAAAAUGACAAGUCUUAAUCAAACUCUUACUUUUGUGAAUUCGAAUGUUAAGGAACUAUCACAUUCUGAGUUUAAGGAUAACUUCUCAAAUAGUUCCGGAGGGGCUAUCUCUAUGACCAAUUCAAAGUUGGCAAUUGAGAGCACUAAUUUUACAAGGAAUUCUGCAACUGAAGGAGGAGCCAUUAUUUUUGAAUGAACAAGUUUCGCAUCUUGAGAACUUAAUAUAACAAAAUCAAUAUUUGAAAAGAACUCUGCAACUGUCAAAGGAGGAGCGAUUUCAUAUAAUUACAAUUAUCCAAAUAUCAUAGAGACGACUUUCAUAAAUAACUCAGCUGUUUAUGGACCUAACUAUGCAAGCUACCCAGCUAGGAUUGGAGAAAGAAACAGUACAAUUAAUGAUCCUAUUGAGAUUGAUAAUGUUGCAUCAGGAAUUAUAAUAACUGAAAACCUUGAAUUAGCACUGAUCGAUUUAGACGAUCAAGUUAUGGUUCUUGAUGACGAAAACCAAAUCCUUAUUUUGCCCUCUGACUCAUCAAAAUCUUCAGUGAGUGGAACCAAUACCGCACAAGUCAAACAAGGAGUUGCUGUCUUUGAUAAUCUUGCACUCGAAGUCAGUAAAGAACUAAGAAAAUCUAACUUCUCGGUCAGUUCAAAAUCUAUCAAUUCUGCUAAAGUAAAGGAAGUUCUGGGAAGUAGCUUCCAACAGAAAGAGCUUGAAGCCAGCUUCAGAGAUUGCCAGCCAGGAGAAAGGAUUCUUGGUGACAAGUGAGAAGUAUGAGCAGCUGGAACAUAUUCAUUAAGUUACAACUCAACAGAAUGAGCAAAAUGAGACUUUGAUGCUGAAUGAUUAGGAGGGUCAGAAAUUUACUUGAGAUCAGGCCACUGGAGGAGGUUCCAUAACUCAACUAAAGUGGUGGAAUGAAUUAACAAGGAUUCAUGAAAAGGAGAAUAUAAGCCAGAUGGAAGUUCUCCAGCUGUAUGAGCUGAAGGAUAUACUGGAAAUCUUUGAGCCCAAUGAGUCGUCAAUGAUGAGGUUAAAUACGAGAGAGUCAAUGACUACGAAUGUAGAAAAUGUCCAAAUGCCGUUUGGAAUGGGUUCCAAGUAAUUGGAGUUAUUCUUCUUGUUUUAGCAUUUUACAUAUUUUUGGUAAUUAUCAAUGUAAGAAAAACUAGUGAAAGUGAGUUAUCUGUUAUGCUGAGGAUUCUUGCAAAUUAUUUACAGCUCAUAACUGUUUCUACCUCGAUCACUAAUAAUUUCCCCUCAUCCAUCCUUGCUAUCUCAUACCCAGCAAGGAUCUUUGGAGGCUCUGCGAAUGUGUUCCUUUCUUUUGACUGAUUUAUCAAAGACACUGAAAUCAAGUUAUUCUUCGAUUCGAAUGCCAUCUUUAAAUUGUUUCUUCUCUGUUUCUUACCCAUAAUUCUGUUCUGUAUAAUUGCGGUUAUGUGGGUCUUUAUCUAUUUUGUGAAGAGACAGUGGGUUCCGAAUCCGAAGAGAAACCUUAUUAUCUCAUUCAUUACUGUUGUCUUCCUUCUUCAUCCAAAACUCACUGAGAAUAGCAUCAAUCUGCUUAGAUGAUCAGAGCUUGACGAAGAUAACAAGGUUGUUAGAAUUGAUACAAAUAUUGAGUGAUUCUCAUCCCAGCAUAUCAAAUGGAUCAUUUUUGUAUCAGGACCCAUCAUCCUGAUCUGGGUGAUUGCUUGUCCAAUCCUUGCCCUUAUCAUAAUCUACUCGGGCAAAAAGAAUUCUAAGAACUCGAACCUUUCAAAGUAUUUCAUAAUGAUUUAUCAAGGGUUAAAGCCAAAUAGGAAGUAUUGGGAGUUUAUCAACACUCUUCGUAAAAUAGUAGUUCUUUUUUCAUUGCUGCUUUCAACAACAAUGGCUGUAGGAAUUUCGAUGCUUGCCUUGGUCUUUACGGCAAGGCUCCAAAUCUAUCUCGAUCCUUACAAGAACCCUCAACAUUCCAAGGUUGAAUAUCUCGCUAUAAUGGCAGGAAUUUUGACUAUAUCAGGAGGAUUGCUAUUUUCUCAAGAUGAGCAACACAAAAUUUUGAACAGUUAUAUUUUAGUUGCAAUAGUUAUCAUAAACUUUAAAUUUAUACUGGAAUGGCUGUACUUUGUUGUUUCAAUAUACAAAAAGAACCAGAUCGCAAUGUUUAUACUUAAAAUAUCUUCUAAGUUACUUUGCAAGAAAGAGAAGAUCUUAUCUGACAAUGCUAAAGAGUUUGAGAAUGCAAAUAAUAGCUUAAACUUACAGAAGAAUCGACUAAGCUCAAUAGAUGCUCAACAAUAUCAGACUCCUAUGCACAAAAAACUUCUUCCAAAACCAAUUAAAAUGAAAAGAAAAGGUGUAAUAUUGAAGAAGAAAAAGAGAAUAAAGAAAUGUAAAAAAGGCAGAUUCCGUAGAAUGAAGAGAGAAGAGGAAGAAAAAGAACAAGAGCAUCACAACACUACUGAGAACCAGAACUCCUUAAGAACAGAUCAACGCUACUCAGGACGAUCUCCACGAUCAGGCAGAAGAAACGCAGUAUCCUUCUACCCAGCUACUGAAGCCAAGCAGAACAAAUUGAGUGAAUUCAAGUUUUUAUAA